AUGGCAUUAACCGACAAAAGACCUAUUGCUUUACCUGUUACUGCAACCCAUACUCCUGCAUCACCUUCAUUCAAUCCAAAGACUUUGUCUGUCGCAACCAAGGCAAGAAAAGCAAGUUUUGCAUUAUCUCCAAUCACCGAAAAAUUAUCAAUUAGAGAUGAGGAAGAAGAAUUAGAACAAGAACAAAGAAGGAAACAUGCCAAAUCAGGACUAUUAUCUCCAAACUCCAACAAUGAAGAAGACGAAGAUGAACCUGAAGAUGAUCACGACGAAGACAUGGAAGAAGUCGGCUCCGAGUCUAUAAUUUCAAGAAGUAUUUCUCCAGAUUCGUUAAUGAAUGAACAUCCUUCAAAUGAAGAUCAGUCCCGAGAAUCAACACCUCCAACCACUACUUCUACCCCAGGCUCUUCUCAAAACCUCCCAACUAACAAACAAAAGAAAAAGUCAAUAUCUCGUGCACCCAUCGCCACGGGAAUAUCGACCACUAUUCCGGUCACAGGAGAAAAACCAAAACCAGAACAAACCAACGAUCAAUCAUUAGAAGAUGAUGUCCUUUAUGCUAUCUUUGUUAUCUUAUAUCAACACGAUGCUGCUGGUCAAGGUAUGACUGUCAAACAAAUCUGUGAUGUCUUAACUGAACAACAUCCUGAAAUGGCUAGUUUAUCAACCAAGACUUCCAACCUUGUUUCUGCUAAAUUGAAUGCAUAUGUCAAGAGAGUGGAGAAGGGCGAUGUGAAUUUGAAAUAUGCAAUUUCAAGAGAUUGGGCUGAUGCUUCUCCAAAAAGAAUGGUUUAUGUAUAUAGAGGUAUUUUGGCUCCUGAUUUCCAUGUGUACGCUAAACAAUUAAUGGAAGAACAACAACGUAAGAAGAAGGAACAGCAAGAACAACAACAGCAACUGGAAGGUGGAUCUGUGGAGGAAGAAGAAGAAGAGACUUCAAAAUCUCCAGGUUCUCAAAGUCCAAAGUCAGGUGGUAAAAAGGGUGGUAAGGGUGCUAGCACAAUCACUAGUAGCAAUAGCUUGUACGACUCAGAUCCAUUGGAGGCUGGAAAGGAAGCUAGUUUAGCAAAACCGAGAAGACUGACUAUGUUUGAUUUGGGUGUAACAAGACUGACAUUCUGGGAUGGUCAUAUAGAUAAAUCCAAUUGGUUUGUUCCAUAUUUGUCAGCUCCUGUUACUGCAUCACUCACUGAGAACUCGAUUCUUAUGCCUAUCACCAAAGAAGAAGACGAAGAAGCUGAAGCUGCUGAAGAUGAAGAUAAAGAAAAUUCCGAUUUAGAACUUGAUUUUGAAGUUUUUGCUGAUAGUGACGAAGAUGAAAAUGUUAUUGAAACUUUCAAAAAGAACAACAAACGUUCUAAAUCCAUGUCAUACUUAUCUUCUACCAAAAAGAAUAAAGGAGAAUUAACAGCCGCUGCUGCUGCUCCUCGUGCUUCUCGUGCUCCAAGUUCUCAUUCUCCCAACGCCGCUGCCGCUGCGGCUGCGUUACAUGCUGCGGCACUUAAAGCUAUUUCUACCCCUUCUUCAACAUCAGCUGGUUCUAAUAAGGUGACACGGGGUGAUAAGAAAUGGUUGAAUGUUAUCAGAUCUGGAUUCAUGACUCAGGAUAUUGGUACACCGGAAGAUAUUAGUUUAUCUGAAUUAGAUAAAUUUUUUAACUAA
This is a messenger RNA of Hemisphaericaspora subhashii, 1662 nucleotides long. RefSeq names its product Gds1p (gene GDS1). Lineage: Eukaryota; Fungi; Ascomycota; Pichiomycetes; Serinales; Debaryomycetaceae. The transcript has a single exon. The coding region runs from base 1 to 1662 and encodes 553 amino acids. The record is from RefSeq and is a predicted model, not a curated record.